ACGCCGACGAUCGGGCAACACUCACGUCCAGUCCGGUCUGCCGAGACGAGUACCUGCUGCUGUAUCCACCACACGAUCGCCAAGUCCGACACACACAGCCCUCCACGAUGAGAUCGACUUUGUUCGCCGUGUGCGCAUUUGCGCUGUGCGCGCACUGUCUGGCCGCCGACGACAAGUCGGCCAAGAAGACCGAGGCCGCGGCCGACAGCAAGGCCCAGGGUAAGAGAAGCCUGUUCGACACCGGUUACGGUUUCGGCGGUGGUCACGCCGAUAUCCUGUCCGCGGGUUACGGACACGGACUCAUCUCGUCCGGCGGUUACGGAGGCGGUUACGCCGACUUCAGCGGCCACGACUCGUACGCCGUCGGUGGACACGACGCAUACGCCGUUGGUGGACACGACUCUUUCGCAGCAUAUGGGGGACACCAAUCGUACCAACACCACGUUCCAGUCAAGACCAUCACCAAGAGCGUGGCUCUGCCAUACCCGGUUGAGGUAGCCAAGCCAUACCCAUACCCCGUCAAGGUAGCCGUUCCAGUCGACCGCCCAUACGCCGUUGACGUGCCACAGCCAUACCCCGUGCACGUAGAAAAACCAUACCCCGUCAAGGUUCCAGUGCCACAUCCAUACCCAGUCGUCAAGGAGGUUCCAGUGCCCUACAAGGUGCCCGUCGACCGCCCGUACCCAGUUCACGUAGACAAGCCGUACCCAGUGUACGUCGAGAAGCAAGUGCCAUACCCAGUAGAGAAGGCCGUCCACUACCCAGUCAAGGUACCCGUCGACCGUCCAUACCCAGUGCACGUACCAGUCGAGAAAAUCGUACCAUACCCAGUCGAAAAGGCAGUCCACUACCCAGUCAAGGUGGCCGUCGACCGUCCAUACCCAGUACCAGUCGAGAAGCACAUCCCAUACCCAGUUGAGAAGCAAGUGCCGUAUCCAGUGGUCAAGGAAAUCCCGUAUCCCGUCAAAGUACCAUACAAAGUUGCCGUUGCCGUGCCAUACCCGGUCAAGGCAUACCAACCCGACCACUACGAACACCACGAUCACCACGAAUACCAACACGGCAGCUCCGGAUACAUAUGGAAGUACGUAAUAAAGAUGAUACGUAAAUACCAAAUUCAUAAUUCGAACACUCCACUGGUGGGAGCAAUAACCGGGUUGGUUUAUUAUACCGGGGGCGACGAUGAUCCACUACAAAAGCACCGGACACCCACUAUUGAUUACCAUUCACAUUCAGUUAGGUCUGCGAACAACACACAUACGAUGAAAGUAGUAUUAUUUUCUGCGUGCGCAUUCACGCUGUGCGCCUACGUCUUAGCAGUAGAACAACCGGCUAAGAACAUAAAAGCAGACGAAUCCCAAUCCAAGAGAAGCGUAUCUGAAUUGAACUACGGAUUCGGUGGCUCAGAAAUCGCGAAAGGCGGCUACGGACACAGUGACUUCAGUGCCGGACACGGUGACUUCAGUGCUGGACACGGUGACUUCAAUGCCGGACACAGUGACUUCAGUGCUGGACACGGUGACUUCAGUGCCGGACACGCAGGCUUUGGUGGAGAAUACGUAUACGGUGGCCACCAACAAUCAUCGUACCAACAUCACGUUCCCAUCAAGACCAUAACCAAAAAUGUGCCACAACCAUACCCUGUGGAAGUAGCCAAACCUUACCCAUACCCGGUCAAGGUGCCCAUUCCAGUUGACAGACCGUACACCGUUGAAGUGCCCAAGCCAUACACUGUGCACGUAGACAAGCCAUAUCCCGUCAAAGUUCCGGUGCCCCAUCCAUACCCCGUGGUCAAAGAAGUGCAUGUACCCUACAAGGUGCCGGUAGAUCGUCCGUACCCCGUGCACGUAGACAAACCGUACCCCGUGUACGUCGAGAAGCGAGUGCCGUAUCCAGUCGAGAAGGCUGUCCACUACCCGGUCAAGGUGCCCGUCGACCGUCCAUAUCCAGUGCACGUACCAGUCGAGAAGAUCGUACCAUACCCGGUCGAGAAGCCCGUCCACUACCCGGUUAAGGUUCCCGUCGAACGCCCGUACCCCGUACCAGUGGUGAAGAGUAUCCCGUACCCGGUCGAGAAGCAAGUGCCGUAUCCAGUGGUCAAGGAAAUCCCAUAUCCAGUCAAAGUGCCCGUCAAAGUCGAAGUAAAAGUACCGUACCCAGUCAAGACUUACCAGCCCGAACACCACUACGAACACCAGGAACACCAUGAAGAACACGAUUACCAUCACGGAAGCAGUGGAUAUUAAUUCAACUCACGUCUCAAUCUAGUCACACUACACUCGAGUCAUAAUAUGUACUGUUUUUUACUUUAAUUGAUUUUUGUUUUAUAUUAUUAUUAAAUGGAAACGUCAAAAAAAUAUAGUUUAUACAUUAGAACUAUAUUAAUAAUACUGUAUAUACACGACACAAUAGUGUAGUAUUAUUUGGGUAUUAUUUAUAUGCACUCAUUUUUUUUUUAUAAAUCCGAUCAAUUUGUCCAUAUAUGUAACAAAUGUAUAUACGUUCAAUGUUCGUAAAUGUAUAUUGUAUGACUUUCUAUUGUUAGUCAAAAUAUAAAUUAAAAAUGUUUCACUUA
This is a messenger RNA of Metopolophium dirhodum (rose-grain aphid), 2575 nucleotides long. RefSeq lists its product as uncharacterized. The record is from RefSeq and is a predicted model, not a curated record. The transcript is spliced from 2 exons. Lineage: Eukaryota; Metazoa; Arthropoda; Insecta; Hemiptera; Aphididae. Bases 108 to 2246 code for a protein of 712 amino acids.